Messenger RNA from Sceloporus undulatus (fence lizard), 8638 nucleotides. It is a transcript of the gene SBF2, whose product is annotated as SET binding factor 2. The coding region runs from base 174 to 5798 and encodes 1874 amino acids. The record is from RefSeq and is a predicted model, not a curated record. The transcript has 41 exons. NCBI's taxonomy places the organism in Eukaryota, Metazoa, Chordata, Lepidosauria, Squamata, Phrynosomatidae.
GCCCAACAUGGCUGCAGUGCUGUUGCUUGUUCUUGUGGAGGAGGGAGCGAGGGGAGGAUGCUGAGCUCUCCUCGGGGGCGGCUGAGGCUUGGGGGCGAGGGCUGGCAGGGGCCCAGGAGGGCUCUCCGAAGCCAUGGCUGCCAGGCUGGCGGACUAUUUCAUAGUGGUGGGCUAUGACCCCGAGAAGACAGUUUUGUCAGCCUGGAGGAUGGCAUCUAUCAAAAGAGAGGAAGCAGCCUACCUUCUUUGUGGUGGUUUUGACAGAUAUAAACUCAGAGCGACACUACUGCUCUUGCCUGACUUUCUAUGAAGCAGAAAUCAAUUUGCAGGGCACAAGUGAAACUGAAGGAGAAGAGGAAUCUGGUUUGAUUCAGCCUGCAGAAGUCUUUGCUCCCAAAAGCCUGGUUUUGGUGUCCAGAUUAGAUUAUCCAGAAAUUUUCAGGGCUUGCCUUGGCUUGGUCUACACUGUAUAUGUGGAUAAUCUGAAUGUCUCAUUGGAGAAUCUCAUUGCAAAUCUCUGUUCAUGCUUUGUCCCUGCUGCUGGAGGGUCACAGAAGCUAUUUUCCCUAGGAGCAGGAGACAGGCAGCUGAUACAAACUCCUUUACAUGAUAGUCUUCCUGUUACAGGAACUAGCGUGGCUCUUCUAUUUCAACAAUUAGGAAUUCAAAAUGUCAUGAGUUUGUUCUGUGCAGUCCUCACAGAAAACAAGGUCCUCUUCCAUUCGGCAAGUUUCCAAAGGCUGAGUGAUGCCUGUAGAGCACUAGAAUCUUUAAUGUUUCCUCUCAAAUACAGUUACCCAUAUAUUCCAAUUCUCCCUGCACAGCUCCUGGAAGUUCUCAGCUCACCCACACCAUUUAUUAUUGGUGUACAUUCAGUCUUUCGUAAUGAGAUUCAUGAACUUUUAGAUGUAAUCAUAGCAGACCUGGAUGGUGGUACAAUAAAAAUUCCUGAAUGCAUUCAUUUGUCCCAGCUCCCAGAACCACUUCUUCAUCAGACUCAGAUUGCUUUGUCUCUUGUUUUACAUCCAGAUUUAGAAACAGCAGAUUUUGCAUUUCCUCCUCCUCGGACAGCUUUGUCACAAUCCAAAAUGUUGGAUAAAGAGGUGCGAGGAGUCUUUCUGAGGCUAUUUGCCCAGCUUUUCCAAGGAUAUAGAUCUUGUCUUCAGCUGAUCAGGAUUCAUGCAGAACCUGUUAUAAAUUUCCACAAGGCAGCCUUCUUGGGCCAGCGAGGAUUGAUCGAAAAUGAUUUCCUUACCAAAGUUUUGAAUGGAAUGGCUUUUGCUGGCUUUGUGUCAGAGAGAGGUCCUCCCUACCGAUCCUGUGAUCUCUUUGAUGAGUUGGUGGCAUUUGAAGUAGAGAGAAUUAAAUCUGAAGAAAGCAAUUCAUCAAAAAUGUUAAAGCAUGUCAGAGAACUUGCAGAGCAGUUGUUCAAAAAUGAGAAUCCAAAUCCUCACAUGGCAUUCCAGAAAGUUCCACGACCUACAGAAGGAUCUCAUCUGAGAGUACAUGUAUUUCCAUUUCCCAAGAUAAAUGAAAAUCAAGUUCAAGAUUUAAUCCAGGAAAAUUUAGUUAAGAACCAAAGUGCACCAACUGCUUCUCGUAUAGAAAGGAAAUGUGUUGUACCUGCUGGCCCACCUGUUGUUUCCAUAGUAGAAAAAUCAAGCUCAGUUUUCAACAGUGCACAAAGGCUGGAAGUUGUUAGAAACUGCAUCUCUUUUAUAUUUGAAAAUAAAAUUUUGGAGACUGAAAAGACUCUGCCUGCUGCACUGAGGGCUCUCAAAGGAAAAAUAGCUCGACAGUGUUUGACGCAGGAACUAAGCCUCCAUGUUCAGCAAAAUCGUGCAAUAUUGGAUCAUCAGCAAUUUGAUUACAUAGUGCGAAUGAUGAACUGUACUUUGCAGGAUUGUUCAACAUCAGAAGAAUACAACAUUGCCGCAGCACUAUUGCCACUGACAACUGCUUUUUACAGGAAACUAGCUCCUGGGGUCAGUCAGUUUGCAUAUACUUGUGUACAAGAUCACCCUAUAUGGGCUAACCAGCAGUUCUGGGAAACAACAUUUUACAGUGAUGUGGAAAGUCAAAUUCGUUCCCUCUACCUAUCAGCUAAGGAAGAAAAUCAUCCACAACACCUAAAGCAAAAGGAGAACAAUUUUGAAGGCCAGACUCAAGAAAAGACUGCCAUGGACUUGGCUGCUGAGCAGUUGCGCUUAUGGCCAACUAUCAGCAAAGAGACUCAACAUCAGCUAGUACAAAGUGAAGAAAGCAUGGUUUUUAGCCAGGCGAUCCAUUUUGCCAAUCUCAUGGUGUACUUGCUAGUGCCACUGGAUACCAGUAAAAAUAAACUGUUAAGAACUUCAGCUACUGGAGACUGGGAAAGUGGAAGCAAUAGCAUUGUCACAAAUAGCAUUGCAGGUAGCGUUGCAGAGAGCUAUGACACUGAAAGUGGGUUUGAGGAUUCUGAGAACAAUGACAUUGCCAAUGCCGUUGUGCGUUUCAUUACUAGAUUCAUAGACAAGGUUUGUACAGAAAGUGGAGUUACACAGGACCACAUUAGGAGUCUUCAUUGUAUGAUACCAGGAAUUGUAGCAAUGCACAUUGAAACUUUGGAGGCAGUCCAUCGAGAAAGUAGAAGGUUGCCACCAAUACAGAAGCCCAAAAUUCUACGACCAGCUUUGCUACCGGGGGAAGAGUUUGUGUGUGAAGGUCUCCGUGUGCUCCUGGAUCCUGAUGGCAGAGAGGAAGCAACUGGAGGAUUACUUGGAGGACCUCACAUUCUCCCUGCAGAAGGAGCUUUGUUCCUUACAACAUACAGAGUUAUAUUUAAAGGUGCACCUCAUGAUCAACUAGUGGGAGAACAAACAGUAAUUCGGAGCUUCCCCAUUGCCUCAAUAACUAAGGAGAAGAAAAUUACCAUCCAGAAUCAACUUCAACAGAAUAUGCAGGAAGGGCUGCAGAUCACUUCAGCUGCCUUUCAGCUGAUUAAGGUAGCUUUUGAUGAAGAAGUGGGCCCUGAAGUUGUAGAGAUAUUUAAGAAACAGCUAAUGAAGUUUCGCUAUCCCCAGUCCAUCUUUAGCACUUUUGCUUUUGCAGCUGGUCAAACUGCACCUCAGAUAAUCUUACCAAAACAAAAAGAAAAGAACACUUCCUUUCGCACACUUUCAAAAACAAUUGUUAAAGGAGCUAAACGUGCAGGGAAAAUGACAAUUGGACGGCAAUACUUACUAAAGAAGAAAACUACAGGGACAAUUGUGGAAGAAAGGGUAAAUCGGCCUGGGUGGAAUGAGGAUGAUGAUAUCUCAGUUUCAGAUGAUAGUGAAAUGCAAACUAGUGGUACUUUGAAAGCAUCAGAGAAAUCAACAAUGGAACAGCUAGUGGAAAGAGCUUGUUUCAGAGACUAUCAGCGUUUGGGGUUGGGGACCAUCAAUAAUAGCUCUACUCGCUCCAAAACGGAGUACUUUCGAAUAACUGCCUUGAACAGGAUGUAUUCUCUUUGCAGAAGUUAUCCAGGGCUACUAGUUGUACCUCAGUGUGUGCAGGAUAGUAGCUUGCAGAGAGUAGCUCGCUGUUAUAGACACAAUCGCCUGCCAGUAGUCUGUUGGAAAAAUGCAAAAGCCAGCACACUCCUACUUCGAGCUGGUGGCUUUCAUGGGAAAGGAGUUGUUGGACUUUUCAAAUCUCAAAACACACAAACCUCAGCUCCUGCAUCACUAGAGUCAUCAAGCAGCAUAGAACAAGAAAAAUAUCUUCAAGCCCUACUGAAUGCAAUUUCUGUCCAUUGUAAAAUGAAUGGCAAUAAUACACUUACUAUCAGACCAGCAAUUGCUUUGUCUCCAGGCACUGAAAGGAGGGCUUCAAGAAUAUCCACUGUGUUUAAGCAGGUAGUGCCAGGACAUUUGGAUGUAAAUCUAUCCAAUAGCUUUGCCCGAGGAGUGCUUGGGUACAGAGAUAAAUGUUUCACACAUUCAAAUUCCAAAUCAGGAAGAGUCUACCAAGGUGUGUGGGCAAGUCUUCGGUCCAGCAGUCGGUUUAUCAGCACUCAAAUGCCAUUCCUUGAUGUUGGUGCAAGACUAGCAGGAAAAGAUGGUUCACCUUCAUAUUCCAGCAACAAUACAUAUUUUCAAAACCGACUUACAAGACGCCAAGCUGCUCUCUAUGUCUUUGGCGAAAAAUCGCAAUUGAGGGGCUUCAAACCUGAAUUUGCUUUAAACUGUGAAUUUGUUCCAGUUGAAUUCAGUGACAUCCGGCAAGUGAAAGCUAGUUUUAAAAAGCUCAUGAGUGCCUGUGUUCCUAGCAAUAUUCCUUCAGAUUCUGAAAUAACAUUCCUUAAAGCUCUUGGAGAGUCAGAAUGGUUCCCACAGCUUCAUCGUAUAAUGCAGUUAAGUCUGGUUAUAUCAGAGCUGCUUGAGAAUGGUUCUUCGGUUCUGGUUUGUCUGGAAGAUGGAUGGGAUAUCACAGCACAGGUGGUGUCCCUUGUGCAGUUACUCAGUGAUCCAUUCUAUCGUACACUUGAAGGCUUCAGAAUGUUGGUGGAAAAAGAAUGGCUAUCUUUCGGCCAUAAAUUCAGCCAGCGCAGUAAUUUGACUCUCAAUUGUCAGGGGAGUGGGUUUGCUCCUAUCUUCUUGCAGUUUUUGGAUUGCGUGCAUCAGGUUCACAACCAGUAUCCAACAGAGUUUGAAUUCAAUCAGUAUUACUUGAAGUUCUUAGCAUUUCACUAUGUUUCCAAUCGAUUUAAAACAUUCCUGUUGGAUUCAGACUAUGAAAGACUGGAACAUGGAACACUGUUUGAAGAUAAAGGAGAGAAGCAUGGUAAAAAAGGAAUUUGUAUGUGGGAGUGCAUUGAUAAAAUACACAAAAGGAGUCCUGUUUUCUUCAAUUACCUCUAUACACCAAAUGAAACCGAGGCAUCCUUUCUACAGGUAUUAAAACCAAAUGUAAGCAUAUCCAGUCUUAAAAAGUGGGAUUACUACACAGAAGAGACCUUGGCCACAGGCCCUUCUUAUGACUGGACCAUGGUAAUUACAAAGUGUAGCAUCUUGGAUGAACCUGACCUGAGGGAUGUUUCACCUUCCCACAGUAAGAGGAAAAUUGUUUGGCCAUGCUAUGAUGACAUCAACAAAGUUCAGCCUGAUGCCAUUACUAGCCUAUUAAAUGAAAUUGAAAGAUUGGAAAACAAGUUACAUCAGAACCCAGAAAGAUGGCAACAACUGUGGGAAAGAGUCAAAGUAAAUGUUAAAGAAGAUACAAGGCAGGGCAAUAACUCUCGAAUGUUAUCCUACUUUUUAAAGCAUCGAAGGCAUCCUUCCGGCUCUUCAGCAAUAAUGUCUGCCAAUCUGCAUUCCUAUCAGAAGAGGUCUUUGUUGCAUCUACCAGACAGUGGAUUGGGUGAAGAACAAAAUGCCAACAUAUCACCCUCCAAUGGUGUGGAAAGGAGAGUAACUACGCUGUACAAUCAGUUCACGUCAAAGAAUGAUGAAAAUAGGUCAUUUGAAGGUACACUUUACAAAAGAGGAGCUUUACUAAAAGGCUGGAAACCUCGCUGGUUUGUGCUAGAUGUUACCAAACACCAGCUACGGUAUUAUGAUUCAAUGGAUGAUGCAUGCUGUAGGGGCCAUAUUGACCUUGCAGAAGUGGAAAGUGUGAUACCUGCUUCACCAACGAUUGGUGCUCCAAAACAUGCUAAUGAAAAAGCAUUCUUUGAUCUGAAAACAAGUAAACGUGUCUACAAUUUCUGUGCCCAAGAUGCACAGAAUGCCCAGCAAUGGAUGGACAGGAUACAGAGUUGCAUUUCAGAUGCGUAGCAAGGAAUGUCAGUUUGCUGCCAACAGUGGAAAGGAAAUGCAAUUUCAACAUGCAUGAGUAACUGUGGAUUGUGUGAAAAUGGUUAUUGCAAAUCAAGCAGCCUUAUAUUCAGCCAUAAAAGCAUAGUAUUUCCUUAAGUUUGUCAUUUGUAUAUAAAGACUCUGUUUCCACAUGGUGGGCACUCAAGACUGAUAACCUUUUUGCCUGGACAACAUUUCUCUUUAAUACAAUUCCAAGCUUGGCGAUCUGUCAGGAUUGCACUAAGAUAGAUUCAUAUCAGCAGUGUUUAAUCCUGAAUAUUUAUGAAUCAUUUCCCCACAAAUAACCCUCUGUUUUCCACUAAGUGUCUUGCUUCACACAGAGGAGUUUAUUUUCACAUUAAUUUCUUUUUUGGGGAGGGCAGUAUACAAUCCUUCAGUGCCUCUAGAUUUCAAAGUUGAUAGAUAUACAUUGCUGACAGUUGUGAGGCACUUACAUUACAGAUAAACAUAAAAUGUUAAGAUACUAUUUCCUUUUUUGCUAGUAGUUUUCUGAUCUUUUCCCCCCAGAAAUAACUAAAUAUUAAUUAAAGAAUACAUUUUUCCUUUGUAUUCUCUCUUCCUGUUGCAGCAGAUCAGUGGAAAUAAAAGCAAACCAGACAAGAGAAGGAGCCUAUUACAAAUCAGAUCUGGCAAGGAAAGAAGCCUGAGAAAUAUAAACUUGUAUAGUAACUUAUGUGCUAUUCUCUUCAUUGUAAAAUGAAAUAACACAAUGAUAAAUGCACUAAACAAAAAGAACACUUGCACUGAAAUCCUUGAAAACAGACAUUUUGAAGGACAAAAGUAAAUUAUUUAUAGCAAAAUGCUAGCUAGAUAACGAGUGAUUACAGAUAAUGAAUAUGUACAUAAUUGGGCUUAAUAUGAUGUGAUUUGAUACUUUAAAAACAUUUUUGCACAUAAAUUGGAAGAAUGUUUUUAGUUUGUUUUUACAUUUGCUAACCUUGUAUUUGUUCAUCUUUAAAAAUCUUUGAGGAAAUUUUGUUGUUUUGGGUUUUUUACUCUCUAAAAUUAAUACAAGUUUCACUUGCUACAACCUGUGAUGAGUUUUUACUGUGGAGUCUCUACAUAGUUAAAAUGCAAUGUCUUCAUUUUGAAUACUAAGAUGCUAAAUAUCAAAUUUAUAUGUCAAAGUUUAUAUAUACGUACUAAGUACUUCCUAGGGUUUAGUAAUGUUGCUUAUAACUCAAUGGCUGUGUUUACAUGUAAUACUAAACCAUGGUUUAGCAUUACGAGGACAAAUCACAGCAAACCAUGGGCUUCUGCCCUAGCCCCUUCUGCUAUUUAGCGUCCUUCAGUUCUAUUUUAGAUUAACUACAACUUGUCAUGCUAUCAGAACUCAAACAAACUGUAGUUAGUCUUCUUAUUGCUUAAUGGAAAACAAGUAAAUGUCAAACCAUAAUUUAUGAAUCUGGCUUGUUUUCCCUACUGGUAGUUCAUGUAAAACUGAAGCAAAAAUAUCCAGUCUCCUUCCUCCAGAGAAGGAAGAUAUAGCAAGAGUAGAAUCCCAAGACCCACUGUGCCUUGUCCUUGCAAUAUUUGGCUGUGAUUUAGCAUUACAUAGAAACCAGGCCAAUAACAACUAACCAAGCUGACUUCAUUUAUAGGAUUUCAGUUACUGAAAUUCUUUUACUUUUUAAAAAAACACACACUAUUUUUCUAGCGAAUAGUGAAUACAGAUUGCAGACUGUAUGCAUAAUAGGAAAUGCAUCUGUAGUUUUAAUAUAUUUGAAAUUACAAACAAAAAGGAAUGAAGGAUUCUUUUCCUAGCAUUUUCAUCAGACAAACCAUCCCCUGGUAAAACUGGUGUUUGCACAUUCAUGCAUUUUUAUUUGUAUAUGAAGUACUUUUUAUGUACUUUAUGUAAUAUUGAUCCUGUUUGUUCUAAAGUUGUUUAAAAUUUACACUACACUACUUACAUGGUUGUAACUAGAAAAUUUUAAUUAUUUUAUGUAUAUUACAUAACUAGUAUAUGCUAACCAAUUUGUAAUAAAGAUACUUCAUAAGAAAACAUUCCUUCUUUACUUUACACCAGUAGUAUAGUACAAUAAAUAUUUGACAGCAUCUAAUUGUACAAUUAAAUUAUAUCCCAAAUUUCUCUGUAAAAAAUGUGUAUUUUUGUACAGCAAGUGCCCUCUUGCAUGUGAAAAACUGUUCUUAAGUCUAUUUUCCCAUUGUUAAACUCAAAAAGUCCAUGAAUAACUUAGCCAUAUCACUGUUAUUAUCUACUGGGAAAGUUGUGCUUCAUUCUGUGUUGAGUGAAUAAAUAAAAAAACUGUAUGCAACAUCAAUAUCAUGAAAAUAAUGUAACAGUAGUUGGUUAUUCAAGUCCGCCACAGGAUAGCUCAAAAAGUUUCGUUUUUUGAAGAGAAAUAUUUGGCUAUCAAAACUUUUUUCACGUCACAGAAUAAACACACAUGCUUCAUCGAAAAAUUAUACGCUUCAUUAUAUUACAGCAACAUCUACUCAAAUAUGUCUAAUAACGAAAUUUAAAAAAACAACCAAAUACCUUGUUUAUUAAGAACAUAAUUGAAACAUCUGCUUUUUGUUUCAUUUCUAUGAAAGAAAAAACACAACUAAAUUGAAUAAUAACUUGAUCCCAUUUCCUGUCUAGAUUAAUACAUCUCCUCUGAACUUCUUGGCAUUUUGGUACAUGAACAGCUUAUCUGAUGGUGUGUCAGCAAUGGGAAUGCCUUGGUACUGUUUUAUGUUCUAAAUUAGCACUGUGGAACAUGGGGAAUGCAUUAUGUAUUGUUUUAUUCACAUAUCUGUUUACUGAAAGCUUUAUCUAAGAACUAUGAACA